This is a messenger RNA of Symbiodinium sp. CCMP2592, 1344 nucleotides long. NCBI's taxonomy places the organism in Eukaryota, Dinophyceae, Suessiales, Symbiodiniaceae. The record is from the annotation of a GenBank genome assembly.
AUGAAGAGGCAAGCAAACCAUUCCGUCCUGAAGUCCACCGGUGCAACUGUCCUGUCACCGGGUCCCCGCACUUUUGGAGAGCAGAGGCCCGGUCAAGCAACCGGAGCUCCUGUGACCUCUGGCGUAGAGGAUGCGCGAGCUUUUAGUGACUUGAGCAAGGAGGCCUCGAGGCAAACUGUGCCCGAACGACGCGAACGGUCAGGAUCGGUAAGCCGUGCUCCAGUUGAUUGGCCGAAAAGUGCCGCGCCUGUGGACGUUGUACCAUCUAAAGAGUCUAAUGUGUCCGGGGUGGAGAACCAGAGGAGACCUCCUCGUGGGCGAUCCAACUCGGGUUUGCAGCUGGAGACUGGAGCUGCUGGCAAAGCCACAGCUUCUGCCUCCAAGAAUUCUGCUGACAUGACCGUAGCUCGACCUCAGGCUGCCGAGUCCUUCCCGUCGGAGUCAUCUCGGAGAGGCCGAAGGCCUUCAAAAGAACUGCAGCAGGCGAUGAGCCUCGAUGAGGAGCUGGAGGCCCUUCUCAAGACGGUGGAGCCAACUCCGCUUGCUACAAAGGAGCCUUUGCCUCUGAAGGAGCCGACAUCAGAGCCCUCCAAGGAGCCGAAGGAACCUCCCAAGUCUGCAAAGGCCGCUGGCACUGCACAGACGGGACCCGAUGGGCAGGAGCGGUGCAGCGUUUGUGGUGCACAGUUCCAGCAGGGGCAGAGUAUCUAUGAAAGCACCAUCGCAGGCCUGAAGCAAGUGCUCUGUAGUGGAUGUUGGUCAGACGUAGCCCCACACUGCGUCGCGUGCGGCAAGCUGAUAUCAGGGCCCAUGGCCAAGGUUGGCGACGACGCCUACCAUCAGCAAUGUUUGAAAUGCGCGAUUUGCUCCAAGGUGAUAGACGGUGCCCUCUCCAAGCUGGACUGUGGCAUUUGCUGCGGUGCUUGCACUGAUGAAGUCGACAAGGACUUACGGGAGCUGCGGCGGCUAUUGUCGGCCGGUGACUUCGAGGGCGCUGCGCUCGUGGAAGGAAGCCUCAAGGCCCGUGGGAUCAAGCCGCCCGAGCAGAAGAGCCGAGAUUUGGGCCGCUGCAGCUCCUGUCAGCUCCCCUUUAAGCCAGGGCAGCAGGUCUAUGAGAAGGACGGGGACUCCAAAAUGCUGUGUGAAGCGUGCUUCCUUUCUGCCGCCCCUGCCUGUGCAGCUUGUGGCAAGCCAGUGGUGGGCAUGGUCGCAAAGGUAGGGGACGACAGUUAUCAUCCGGAGUGCUUAAUCUGCUCAUCCUGUGGUGGACAGAUCUCGGGAUCCUUCGCCAAAACGGAUACAGGCUUUAUGUGCACAGAGUGCCAGGCAGCCCGAGCUUCGUGA